Messenger RNA from Lingula anatina, 904 nucleotides. RefSeq names its product cytosolic sulfotransferase 3-like. Gene Ontology annotation, molecular function: sulfotransferase activity. The record is from RefSeq and is a predicted model, not a curated record. NCBI's taxonomy places the organism in Eukaryota, Metazoa, Brachiopoda, Lingulata, Lingulida, Lingulidae.
CCUCUGGCUGGAAUGACCAUGGACUAUAUAGAGCACGAGCUAGCCUCUCCCAGAAUCUUCAACAACCACCUGUAUCCCAAACACAUGCCAGAGGGCGCCACAGACAAGGUGAAGGUCGUCUGUGUUUCUAGAAACCCCAAAGACAUCGCAGUAUCCAUGUACCACUUCAACAAGGUAUCUCCUGAAAUGGGCUACGAUGGCGAAUGGAGCGAUUUCCUUCCGCUUUUUCUUGAGGGAAAAGGCAUCUAUAACUCCUGGUGGGAGUACACCCUGCAGUGGUGGAACGCGGAGAAGAAGAAUCCAAAUAUCUUGUGGCUCACCUAUGAGGACAUGCAGGAGGAUUGUCUCCAGCAAAUCAAACGCGUGGAUCAGUUUCUGGGCACAGGGAGAACCUUGGAUUUCAUGGAAACUGUCAACAAACGCUGUUCAUUCCAGUCCAUGACGAAAUCUCUCCAAGCAAAACACACACGUUUCUUCAGAAAGGGUGAAGUUGGAGAUUGGAAAAACUGGUUCACUGUUGCCCAAAACGAGGAGUUUGACACCUUUCACAAACAGAAAAUGAAGAAUUCCGACUUCACUGUCAGAUUUGAACUUUGAUUUUCACCUUUCUAACGUUUUACCAAUGCUUUGUAUCUAUUUACACGUUUCUUUAUUAACAUAAUGUAUAUAAUCGUUGCUUUAAGGCAAACUAUGCAUAUUGCAUUUUUUCACAAUUGCUAUAGCCUUUAACAUCAACAUUCCUGCGGGGAAUUCCAUAUAUUUAUCCUUUAUAGUCUGGAGAAAAGAUUUAUGUAAGAAAUAUGCACAUCUACUGAUAUGAGUAGAAUGAAGAAUCGACAUCUUCUAACGUCGGUGACGGAGGUUUUAUAAUUGUAUGCACAAUCCUACCCUUCCAGCACAAGCU